This is a messenger RNA of Gadus macrocephalus (Pacific cod), 6627 nucleotides long. Its product is annotated as ADAMTS-like protein 1. Gene Ontology annotation, biological process: extracellular matrix organization. The record is from RefSeq and is a predicted model, not a curated record. NCBI's taxonomy places the organism in Eukaryota, Metazoa, Chordata, Actinopteri, Gadiformes, Gadidae. Gene Ontology annotation, cellular component: extracellular matrix. Gene Ontology annotation, molecular function: metalloendopeptidase activity.
AUGAGCGUCUCUCGCUUUGAUGCCCCAGAGCUCUUCUUCAUCAUCAUCAUCAUCAUCUUGGUUCACCCUCUUUCUCGUUUCCUCUCUCUCUCUCUCUUCCCCUUUUUCUCUCACAGGACCUGUGAAGGGCAGAAUAUCAAAUAUCGUACAUGCAGUAACGUGGACUGCCCUCCAGAGGCCGCAGACUUCCGGGCGCAGCAGUGCUCGGCGCACGCGGACGUGCGCUACCAGGGCCAGUACCACGAGUGGCUGCCCGUGGACAACGACCCUGACAACCCCUGCGCCCUGAAGUGCCUGGCCCAGGGGUCCGGGCUGCUGGUGGAGCUGGCCCCCAAGGUGCUGGACGGGACGCGCUGCUACACCGAGUCCCUGGACAUGUGCAUCAGCGGCGCCUGCCAGAUUGUCGGCUGUGAUCAUGAGCUGGGCAGCGCUGCCAAGGAGGACAACUGCGGCGUUUGCAACGGAGACGGUUCGUCCUGCCGGUUGGUCCGCGGACACUACAAGUCCCAGCAUGCCUCUGGAAAAACGGAGGACACGGUGGUGGUCAUCCCCUACCGGAGUCGCCACGUCAGACUGGUCCUCAAAGGUCCGGAUAGCUUGUACAUCGAGAGCAAGACGCUCCAAGGGGUGAAAGGAGAGCUUUCCCUGGAGGCGUCGGGUCAGCAGCGUCUGGAGAACACCACCCUGGACUACCAGAAGCACCCGGACAAGGCCGUCAUGAGGAUCGCUGGGCCCCUGGGGGCCGACUUCACGGUCAAAGUCCAGGACGCGGGCGGCGGGGCGGCGGACAGCGUGGUCCAGUACAUCUUCUACCAGCCCAUCGUCCACCGCUGGCGGGAGACGGACUUCUUCCCCUGCUCUGUGAGCUGCGGCGGGGGCUACCAGCUGACCUCGGCCGAGUGCUUCGACCUCCGCAGCGAGCGUGUGGUGGUGGACCAGUACUGCCACUACUACCCCGAGAACGUCAAGCCCAAGCCCAAGCUGCGCGAGUGCAACAUGGACCCCUGCAUGGCCAGUGACGGAUACAAGCAGAUAAUGCCCUACGACCUCUACCAUCCCCUCCCACGGUGGGAGAGCAGCCCCUGGACGGCGUGCUCGGCCUCGUGCGGGGGGGGCCUUCAGAGCCGCGCGGUCUCCUGCGUGGAGGAGGACCUCCAGGGCGUCGUCACGGCGACCGAGGAGUGGAAGUGCCUGUACGUGCCCAAGGCCGCCGUCAUGCAGCCCUGCAACGCCUUCCACUGCCCCACCUGGCUGGCCCAGGACUGGUCCCCGUGCACGGUGACGUGCGCAGGCCUGCGCUACCGGGUGGUGCUGUGCAUCGACCACCGGGGGCUCCACGCCGGAGGGUGUAGCUCCACCACCAAGCCCCACAUCAAGGAGGGCUGCCUGGUGACGGUGCCCUGCUACCGGCCCCUGGGUGAGUCCCGCCGAGCCCCUCCUCCGCCGCCGUGGACGUCGGCGGCAGCACGGGCCCCGUGCACCGGGGGCGGAGCCUGGGACGAGGACGAGGACGAAGACGAGGAGGAGGAGGAGGAGGAGGCGAGAGAGGAGCUCCACGACUGGGAGUACGACGGUUUCAGCGAGUGCUCUGAGAGCUGUGGCGGAGGCCUGCAGGAGGCGGUGGUCAUCUGUCUGAACAAGCAGACGCGGGAACCCGCCGAGCAGAGGGUGUGUGUGAGCUCCCGCCGCCCCCCCCAGCUCCUCCAGGACUGCAACACACAGCCCUGCCCACCCAGGUGGCAGACGGGGCAGUGGAGCUCCUGCUCGGCGACCUGCGGCGUGGGCCUGAAGACGCGGGCCGUGGCCUGUACCCACCGGCCCGCCCGCGGCAGCAACGCCACCAGGGCCGUGCGGGACGAGGAGUGCCCCCCCUCCAAGCCCGUCCCGGUGCAGGCCUGCAACCGCUUUGACUGCCCCCCCUCCUGGGACCCCCUGGAGUGGGAGAAGUGCUCCCGUAGCUGCGGCGGGGGCGGCGUCCAGCUCAGGGAGGUGGUGUGCAGGCAGCAUCUGGCCGACGGCAGUGCCCUGCCUCUGCACGAAUCCUUCUGCCCGUCCACAGUGCCCGGGAGCCAGCAGCCCUGCGCCAGCCAGGACUGCCCGCCCCAGUGGCUGACCGGGGUCUGGUCCCAGUGCUCGGUGAGCUGUGGCAGGGGCCUCCAGAGGGUGGAGCCGGUGUGCGUCACGCAGCGAGAGGACGGCAGCGCUCAGACCCUCGCCCAGGACGCCUGCCUCACGGCCCCCCGGCCAGCCGGCGUCCGGACGUGCACCAUGAGGCCCUGCGACGAGACCACCCGGCUGGAGAUGGCCAAGCCGGAGCCCGCCAUCCUGGCUCAGAGCCGGGUCUACAUCCAGCGGAGGAAGGGCAAGAAGCUGCAGCUGGUGGUGGGCGGCUACGCCUACCUGCUCCCCUGGACGUCGGUGGUGCUCCGCUGCCCCACGCGCCGCUUCGGCAAGGGCCGCGUCCAGUGGCUGAAGGACGGCCGCCCGCUGGCCGCCCUGCCCCACCUCUCCCUCACCGCCCCCGGACACCUCAAGAUCCACCAGCUGGACGCCGCCGACGUGGGCGUGUACACCUGCGUGGCGGGCACGGCCCGAGAGAGCUUCGUGCUCAAGGUCAUCGGCAGCAAGCAGAAGCCGUCCUGGCCGGGCGCCGGGGGGGCGUGGCUCCGCGGCGUCGGCGGCGGUCCGGGGCGGAAGAGCGGCGGGCCGGACGCGCCGGAGAUCCCGCGGGAGCUGCGCGACGCCUUCGGGCGCUACGACGACGUGGCGCGGCGGCUGCUCGACUUCAAGGCGCCCGCGACGCCGUCCGGCGAGAGGAGCGGGAACGGGUCGGCGCCGGGGGGCGUGGCGACGGCGGCCAGAGGGCCGUCCGACCCGGCGCUGCUCGUCGCCGAGACGAAGACGCUGGACGCGGUCGUCCAGAGACUCUCGGAGGGCCUCCGGGGGCCCCAGGAGGAGCUCCUCGUGGCCCGGCUGCUGGGCGAGAUGAGCGCCGCGCGAGGGGACACCAACGAGUCCACGCUGCACCCUCUGGAGCGGCCAGAGGCCUCCCCCUCCGCGGGGGGGUCUCUGCCGUACAGGCCCGGCGGCAGGGCCCACACCCCCAGACCCAGGGCCCCGGUCUUCCUCCAGCGGCCCGGGGCGGCGGGCGCGGCGGGGGCCUCGGAGGUGAGCGUGCAGGCGGGGGCACCGGUGACGCUGCAGGGGCGGGUCGACAGCCUGGAGGUGAGGUGCGAGGCCGCGGGGCACCCGGCCCCGAGCCUCAGCUGGACCCGGGACGGCCGAGUGAUCAGCGCCGACGCCAGGGUGGAGCUGCUGCCGACGGGAUCCCUCCGGCUCCUGUCCCCGGGCCGGGAGGAUGAGGGGCUGUACACCUGCACCGCCUCCAACCGCCACGGCACCACCUCCGCCGCCACACGCCUACACAUCUCAGGUCCAGGUUGUCUCCAUGGAAACGGUGGCACGGCGACAGACGGCUCCAUCUGCCCCGACUCAACCGACAGCAGCAAGGUGUCUGAGCUCUGUCAUGGACAAGCCUGCCCCCUCAGGUGGCGGGUGGACGGCUGGUCGACCUGCUCCGCUAGUUGUGGAGGGGGCACCCAGGGCAGGAGGGUGACCUGCGUGGGCGGCCCGGACCGGAAGCCCCUGGAGCUGGAGAGCCAGCGCUGCUCCUCCGCGGGGAGGACGCCGCCUGCCGAUACGAAGCCCUGCAGCCUGCAGCCCUGUGUGGGGUGGACCUCCGGCCACUGGGGGGCGUGCCACGGUCACUGCGUGGGACCCAGCCUGGCCACUCAGCGGCGCACGGUACACUGCCAGGACUCCAACGCCACCCGGGUGCCGAGCAGACUGUGUCCCGGGCCGCAGAGACCGAGCUCUCUGAGGAACUGCUCGUCGGAGGCCUGCGCGCUGCACUGGCGCACCGGCCCCUGGACCCAGUGCACCGCUACCUGCGGUCGCCAUGGUUUCCAGUCCCGCCACGUGACGUGCGCGGACCCCAAGACGGGCCGCGGCAGCCGGGACCACCAGUGCUCCUGGAGGCCCCGCCCCCCCGGCUGGCAGCGCUGCAACCUGACACCGUGCGGACGAGCGGAGGAGUGCCGUGACAGCACGCGCUACUGCGAGAAGGUCCACCAGCUCCAGCUCUGUGUCCUCCCCCAGUUCAAAACCCGCUGCUGCCAGUCCUGCCGAGACGCGCCCGGAGACACGCCCGGAGACACGCCCCGAGACAUGCCCCGAGACACGCCCCGAGACACGCCCCGAGACACGCCCCGAGACACGCCCCGAGACACGCCCCGAGACACACCCGGAGACCCUGGACACUGGAGGACGCCCGCCCAAUGACAACGAUGAUGACCACUGGUCACACACCGGCUGGGUGAGGGGGAGGACUGGACUGGACUGGACCGUGGCCCACUCCAGGCUGGGUGAGGGGGAGGACUGUCCUGGACUGGACCGUGGCCCACUCCAGGCUGGGUGAGGGGGAGGACUGUCCUGGACUGGACCGUGGCCCACUCCAGGCUGGGUGAGGGGGAGGACUGUACUGGACUGGACCGUGGCCCACUCCAGGACUCGAGGACGUUGGUGUAGCCUUGGCAACAAAGCCUUCAGUUUAUUUAUUGUGUUUUCUUUUUAAAUCUAACUGGAGUUCAUGACCCUUGCUUUUCGAGGCCAGAAGCGACCUGGAGGGGUUUUAUGGGGGGGGGGGUAACUUAAUAACGAUGGCUUCCUAACGGACAGCUGUGUUGAACUGCCUUUGUAUGCUACUCUAUGCCAAAUUCACAACCCGUGUUUCACAGAGCCACUGGAGUUUGAAAUGUCCCAUUUUGACAAAGUAUCGUUUAAAUAGUAAGGAGAAUCCAUUGGGUGUGCUAACAGGAGAAUGCCAUGCCAAAGAGCCUUUCAAAAAGAGAAAGGCAUGUUAUGUAGUUUGCACGACCUGCUUAAAGACAUUUUCUUUAAACCAUUCAGGUAAAAAAAUACAAUCCCCCAAGAUGAAACCUCGCAAUUUCUGUUCUGGUAUCUUCAUUGGACGAAAUGGGUUUCCAUCAUAUUGCACUACUAUGAGACACAACUUCUUUAGGGAACAAGAAAAUCAGACUUUUGCACUCGAAACUCCAAGUCUAUGUGAGGGACAUGGCUUGGUGAGUUGUUGUUUUUUUAUCUCCUCUUUGUUGUUAUUAAAUGUUGCAUUUGGAUGUUUUAUUUUUCUUCUUUUCUGACAUGAUUUGGUGACUUUAGCCAAACUGUUGGAAUGUUCCUUUAACCACUUUGACUCUGUGACAUAUCUGAACUCAAGGCCAAGCAAAGUCUUUGCUUCUACCAAACCCUCCUGCUACCAAAGAAACAUACUAUAGUAUGAUUUAUAUUAUAGUGAUACUACUAAAAUAGAAAAUACUAACUUGACACAGGCUGAUUGUUGUAUCAGAAAUAACCUGAGCAAAUAACCUUUUGAACCUGUUUUUUUAUUGGGCCACGUUAACAUUACUGGCCAAAUGGUAACACUUUACAAUAAGGGAACAUUAAUUAACCAUUAAUAAACAUGUGUUAAUGCAGCAAUACGCAUUAUUAUAUAUACAAUUAGCAUAUGUGUUAGGGUUAGUGGGUUUAAAUAAUGUAUUAUUGAAUACGUUAGAUGAUGCAAACACCAUUAAUGAAUUAUUACUUAUAAGCUAACUGUUAAUUAGCUGUUAGAUAAUGCUUAUUACCAUAUGAACUAAUGGUAAUUAGGGGUUAUUUAAUGUGGCCCCUUGUCAAGGGGUAUUGGCAAUUUUACCUGAAUAAGUACAGCUGAUACAGAUCAGAUGGGAACGUUGUGAGUCAAAGAUCGGGCGUGUUCAUGUGCAGCCCUAGACUCAACAAAGACCUCCCUGAUCUCUGCAUACUAACCUUCUAAGGAAAUCGAAGGAAGAAAUCUGGAAAUUUAGUGUUAUUGGGCCGGUAAUGUGUACAUUGACUAAUAGAUGAGUCAACAUGGCCACUGUAAAAUAAAGUGUGAUCUGGGUAGAAACCUUUUUUGUUAAUUUAUUAACUGUAAAUGACUGCUGGGUUUGCACUUCGAGCCUUCGUCUUAUGUCCUCAGCAAAUGUCCCCCGUUCAUCAACCGCAGGAACAGUAUCUUCAGUAGAAAAUAAGGUCAUUAGCAAGUAACGUUUUAAAAUGGGAUCAAAGCCCUGUUACAGCUUUUAGUCUUUAAAAGCUCAAACUUGUCAACCUUUCACGACUCCUUUCAAAAAAUAAUUUCAUUCAGUGUUUGAUCUAUAAUCUUAAACAAUUUAUAUCACGCUAUUGUAGUUUACACAAACAAGAUUUUGUUCUUUGGAAGUUAGGCGGCUUUCAUCAAGAACAAUGAUGAGUGAUGUAGAUAUGACAUGUUUGUUUAUUCAAUGUUUGCUGAAGAUAAGAUGUUUUUUUCUUUGAACUAUUUAUUUCCGUGUGUUGUUGUGGAACUGAGUUUUCUUUUUGUUGUAAAUACUACAAGGCUUGGAUGUUACUGAUAAUUUGCUCCCAGGUAAUACUAUUCAACGUGCAUGAAAUUGGGGCCCUCUACUGGUGAAGUGAUAUGUUGUCUUUCCAUGCAAGUGCCUGGUUAUUCACUAGACAAUAAAAUGAAAUACAUUCCUUCAACAA